Anopheles coluzzii is the source of this 3977-nucleotide messenger RNA. RefSeq lists its product as uncharacterized. The transcript has 6 exons. The record is from RefSeq and is a predicted model, not a curated record. Lineage: Eukaryota; Metazoa; Arthropoda; Insecta; Diptera; Culicidae. Bases 101 to 1210 code for a protein of 369 amino acids.
CAAACCAAAGAGGCGUACGGACCAACACGAAUGUUUUACCAAACGAUAACAGGUCACCGAAACAACGUUGUACCUAAGGUAACCUGCUGUCGCAACAAGGAUGGAGAUCUGGUUAGUAGCCAGCCAGAGGUCCUCUGUACGGUGGGCUCAGUACUUUGAUGAAUUACUCAACGACCAGUUUAACGAACAGCUAGAAGCGCCACUAGCAGAUAGUGUCAUGCUACUGCCACCUAGCAUAGAAGAAACACGAAAGGCUAUCCGUCGGCUGAAAAAUAACAAGGCAUCCGGAACCGACGGAAUUGCAGCUGAACUGGUCCAGAAUGGAGGUGCACGACUAGAAAACGAGAUUCAUCAAACUGUUGCUGAGGUGUGGGAUAGCGAAUCGAUGCCUUGUGAUUGGAAUAUCGGCAUCAUCUACCCCAUAUACGAGAAGGGAGAUAGGUUGGACUACAACAACUACAGGGGUAUUACGGUGUUGAAUACCGCCCAUAAAAUAUUCUCCCUGAUCCUUCAGGAUCGCCUUGUCCCGCACGUCGAAGAGAUAGUCGGAAACUAUCAAAGAGGAUUCCGAAACGGAAAAUCAACCACUGAUCAGAUCUUCACCAUGCGGCAGAUCUUGGAGAAGAUGGCUGAAUACAGAAACGACACAUACCAUCUCUUCAUUGACUUCAAAGCCGCAUAUGAUAGCAUAGCCAGGGUAAAACUGUACGAUGCUAUGAGCUCAUUUGGAUUCCCGGCCAAACUGAUAAGGCUUUUCAGAAUGACUAUGACCAACGUCACAUGUCAGGUGAAGGUGGAUGGAAAACUUUCAGGACCUUUUGCUACCACCAAAGGUCUGUGCCAUGGGGGCGGGCUUGCCUGUCUCCUAUUUAACCUGGCACUAGAGAGAGCCAUCCGUGACUUCAAGAUCGAGACUACGGGAACCAUCUUCUAUAAGUCAUCCCAGAUACUGGCAUACCAUGAUGAUAUAUACAUCAUUGGUCUGCGGCUCUCCUAUGUAGCAGAAGCCUAUCAAAAGAUCGAGCAGGUGGCAGAGAACCUCGGAUUGCAGAUAAACGAGGCACAGACCAAACUGUUGGUGGCAACAUCAGCGGGCCUACCAAUAAAUAAUCAGAAUCUACGUAGGUGUUACGUGCAGAUAGAUCAACGCCCUUUUGAGUCGUCCCACAAUUCACAUUUCACUGGUCAAGCAACGACAAUAGCAUGGUAGCUGAGUUACUGGUUGCCAACCGGUCAUUAUACAGGCUGAGGAAUCAGUUCACCUCAAAGCACCUGUCACGACGUACGAAGCUGACACUAUUUAGUACCUAUAUAGUACCGGUACUCACAUACGCCUCUGAGACAUGGACACUGUCCAAAUCUGACGUAACCAUCUUUAAUCAUAAGCCGCGUUCGAGAGCAAGAUGCUCAGAAGGAUGACGCUAUAAUGACGCUAUAAGCCGCUGUGCGGCGACCUCACUGUCGUGCAGCGUAUCCGGUGGGCUUGCCAUAUUAUACGCAAGAAAACGGACGAUCUCGCCCAUAAAGUCUUUUUAGACCGUCCACAAGAACAGAGGAGGCGUGGUAGGCCCAAAUUGAGGUAGCAAGAUAGCGUGGAGGCGUCCGCCAAUAAGGCCGGGAUAACGGACUGCCAGACGAAGGCGCGAGACCGUGAGCGGUUUAGGACACUCCUGAGACAGGCCAAGACCGCAAAGCGGUUGUAGCGCCAGAUAAGUAAGUAAGUAAGUCGAGUCAUCUCGACGUCGAGUUGAUGAAUUUUGUGUGUUCAUUUGUAAGGAAAAGUUCACUUCGUAGUUCAUUUUCUCGACUCGAGUAAAUCCGAGUUCAGAAUAGAAAAAACCUGAUCUCAUACCAAUCAUGGUACCAAUCAUGAACCCAUACCGACCCUGGAGCAUAUCUUAUCUUAAUGGUCCUGGAACCUAUCAUGAACUAAUACCAGUUCAUACCAUUCAUCAUGAACUCUUACCGGUCCUAGAAUCAAUCAUGAACCCGUGCUGGUCCUGGAACCUAUCAUGAACCAAUACCGGCCCUGGAAACAAUCAUUAACCUAUAUUGACCCUGGAACUUAUACUGAACCCAUACCGGUCCACGAACCUAUCAUGAACUUAUGCCGGUUUAGAAACUGAUACUAAAUCCAUACCGGAUUUGGAACUGACACUGAACCCAUACCGGUCCUGGAACUACUCAUGAAUCCAUAUCAGUCCUGGAACUAAAAGUAAUCCCAUAAAUGUCCUGGAAUUGAUGCUGCACUCAUACCGGUCCUGGAACCGAUCAUGAGCUCAUACUGAUCCAGAAAUAGCUAGCGAUUUCAAUUACUUUCAACAACUGUACCUUGAACUGUUCUGGAUUCGGAUUCGGAACGAGACUUAAACGUGGUUCGGGUAUGUAUCCGAUACUAUUCCAGUCCCGUUCGACAAACUAUACCCGGUAGUAAAUGUGCAGCGUAUGAAUAAGCGUAAGAAAAUAGCCUAGGAAAUAGCGUAGGAAAUUUAUUAUUAUUUAUUAGUUAAUCUUCAACGGGCCAAAAGGCCUAAGAUAGGUUACAAACAAAAAUUACAUAGCAAAAUCAAGAUUAUUAUCUCAGUUCACUGUUGCCACGGCAGUGUAGCCGGAGACGUUCUGGAUAUUCUUUGAAAUUGAGUAGUAUAUGUAUGGUGAUAAUAAUGAUAAUCAUAAUAAUGAUAAUAAUCUUUUUGCUUCGUGCUCUAAGCUUCACAAACUGUGGAUAUGCUGAGAAACGCGAAAAAUCUUUGUGAACAAUAUCCACCAAAUAAAUGUGACAAUGGCUGACAAAAUCCUAUCUCUACCUCCUCGUGGUGUCAGCCGGAAUGUGCAGUAUCAGUACUGCAUAUACCAACAGAGAGGGUCAGUGACGUUAGUGGUUACCUAACGUCACUGAGGGUGUUUGAAUGUUCACCAGACUGUAUUCGUGCCCGUUGACCGUAUCAAUCCAUCGACAGGUUGAGUCAUGCAUCUUGUCGACACAAAUUGCAUGAAUCAAAUGGCGUCUAUGACAUUCAUCAACCAAAUCAAGUAUCCCAAGCUAACCAAUUGGAAUCUAAUCUUAACCUUCAGCAAAAGUUCGAGCAGGCUGAACUGUGAACUGGAGCUCGAGGCACACCUAUCAGGCUUGAAGACUCGCCCUUGAUGCACGGUGACCCCCAUACUACGCAGGACUGACUAUCCUGCUAUGGGUUAUAUAAAAUUAAUUAUGUUUGGGGGGAAUCAUCAAAAUAAACCAUUUUAGAAGCUAAUAAGAAGUCAUUAUAAAAACGAUAAAAAAAUAGAAAAACGCAUAAAAUUCAUUGAAAAAAAAAAACAACACAACUUAGUAUAACACCAAUGGAUCGGAAGGAUGUACACCGCAGCAGUUUGCUCGAAAUUGUAAAAUAACAGUGCUUACAAAUUCGAGGCCGCUGGUGGAAAACCUCAUCAACUAACAUCGAUCGAUCCAAUAUUUCGUUCUGCGCACAAAAUGGCUACACAGUUUUCUGCCCCACUUGAGUAUGCGUCUCAAGCCCUGGUUUGAAAGCUGGCAACUGCCAAGAACGUAUAUUUACAUUUUAGUUUGUAGUAUUUUCGCAUAUUGAUUAGCACGCAAGCAGUUUUACAUAUUAUAGAGUGUUUUAACAUUUUAUCGUUUUAUUUCUUUACUUCAUUAUCUGAAUUAGCGGUCUUAGUUAAGAACAAGAAAAUUACUAAUUAGAUUUCUAUAUUAGUGUCACAAGGCGUACAAUUGCUGAUUCUUCAUGUUAUUCUCAAUUUGUAGCAUUAUUUUCUUAUCAAGUGUGUUUCUAGUUUUAAAAAGCUGUUAUAUGUAAGGCUUCAAAGUAUGUUUGUAGUUAACUUUAAAGUAUGUAAAGUAUGGAUGUAGUUUUUAAAAGCUGUCAAUGUGCAACUGCAUGUUAUCGACAAUAACACCAGUCCUUCAUGCACAUGGCAAUACCACCCAGCCAUUAGUUGCAUCAAAACAAUAA